AUGGAAGUUAGUGAAUUAACCGAUGCUGGUUUGAUAUUACCACCUGUGCUUCAAAGAAAUAGAGUUAAUCAACCUGAAAAUAAUAUUACAACAACAACCGCGUCAACAAAGAAUAGCAAAAAAAGAUCAAAAGCAGCUGAUUCAAUUGAAAGAAGAUCACAUAAAAAAUUAGUCAGAAAUAUUAAAGUACCUGAACAAUUACAACAUGAAGUUAUUGAAGAUGAUGAAGGCAAUAGAUGGAUUCCCGUACAUUUAAUUCAUAGGAAAAAAGGUGAAUUCUGGACACAUUUUUUAGCGUUUAGAAAUGAUGCUCAUGAUGUUAAAUGUAAACAUUGUGGUAAUAUUUUUCAUAGAUUAAAUUUAGAGACAAGAAGACCAGUUAAUACAGAAAUCAUCGAUCAUUUAAUUAAUAUUCAUGGUAUUGAUAAAAACACAAGCUUUUAUGAAUUUGGUAAUGAUGGUCUUGAUGAUUUACAAGAUAAUUUAGAUCAAGAAACUGAUACUCAUGAGAGUACUAUCAACAAUAGUAUUACUAAUAUUAUUACUACUGCCACUGCAAAUGCUAUGAAUAACACUAACAUAUCUAAUGAUAACAUUAAUGAGAAGACUACAAGAAGAAUUGAUGAAAAUGAUAUUGCUGCUGCCAUUGAAGCCUCAAAACUUGAAGCUGCAUCUAAGAAAAGAAGAAAAAUUUUAAAAUCAAAAAAGACAAACAAUUUCCCAAUAACUCAAUUAUUAGCUGUAAUCAUUGCUUCAGAAAAUUUACCUUUACAAUUUUUAGACGAUUCAGCAGUUCAAAUGUUAUUAGGUAGAGCUUCAAAUGCUGAUAUUCCAUCAAUGUUUGAUAUUAUGGAUACAAUCAAAUCAACAUCGAGACAAAUUGAUUCAAUUGUUCAAAGAACUGCAAGUCGUAAUGCUUUAGAUACUCAAUUAAUUAUUGAUAAAAUGCAAUUGUCUUCAGCUAAAGAAUCUGCUGAUGAUGAAUUAGUAAGAAUAAUUAAAAGACAUCUUAUUGAAGUUUCCAAAAUGAAUUUUUUUUCAUUAACUUAUAAUGUUUGGUCGAAAUCUGUUUCUAUCUUAACUUUGCAAUUUAAUGACCCUCUGUCUCAAUCUAUUAAAUCAUUACCUUUAGCGGUGGAUCUUGGUGAUCCAUUAAGUAAAGAUAUGGGUAUAGUUACUUGUAGAACUCAAUUAUUAAAAAUUAUUAAAAGAAUUCCUUCAUUAGCUAAAUCUAUCGUUGCAAUUACUUUACCUAAUGAACGCCGUUUAACUAUAUCAAAUUCUGAAAAUUAUGAUUUUUUAAAAGUUGUUAAUAAUAAUAUUCCAAUGAAUCAAUUUCAUAAUUGUUUUGUUACUUUUCUUCAAGAUAUAAUUUCACCUUUAUUUGAUGAUAAAUCAGAUGAAGAUGAAAUUAUUGAAAAUCAACCAAACAGUACCAAUGACACCAGUAAUAAUAAUAAUAAUAAUAAUAAUAUGUUUACUGAUAUUGAUAGAGAUAAUCAAACUUUGGAUAAUGUUAUUAAUAUUGCUGAUACUAAUCCAUCUGCAAAUACAGUAUUUGAUAGAAUUAAUAAAAUAUAUGACAGUAUAAGAUCAAAUCCAUGGGAAUUAAGCAGAUUUAAAGAUUUAGCUUCAAAUAUAUUAGAAAAUGAUAAUAACAAUCCAAUGAUAUAUUUCGAACGUCAAAGAUUUUCUACUGCAACUUUAGCCCUUGAAAGAUUUAUUAAAUUAGAAUCUGCUAUUACUACUAUUCAACAAUCUUUACCAGGUAUUGAAAAAUUUAAUAAAACUGAUUUCUUAAUUAUGUCAACUUUACAUGAUUUUUUAAAAUCUUUCAACAAAAUUGUAUUAUAUUACGUCUCUGGCCCAGCAACAGGUGGAAUUUAUACAUUAUUAGCUCUAUUUGCCAUUGAAAAACAUUUAGUAGAUUCUAUCAGUGCAGUUAGAUUAGGUCCAGUCAUGGCUAGUAUGAAAAAAGUAUUAAAUACUAUUAAGAGAACUAAAAGAUUAUUAAUUAAAGAUGAUAUGAUUCUAGUAUCAAUGUUUAUGUGUCCUUUGGCAUUAUUCGAAAGAGAAAUUUUAGAAUAUACUUUUGAUUCUACUUCAUUAUCUGAUAUUGUUCAAAUGGUAUCACAAGCCAUAUUGAAUUGUUUAAAACCCUUUGUUGAUUUACAAGAAAUUGAUUCAUCAGCAACUUUCAAUGAAAUGUCCCGUAAUGAUGGAGGUGAUACACCUCAAAAUAAUAAUAAUAAUGAUGACGAUGAUGAUGAAACAGCUGACGAAGAUAACAAUGACGCCACAAUUGGUUCAAUCGAUGAACAUGCAACCUCUGAGCCACCUGUAGAGCCACCUCGAACAGAACCUAGAAGAGGUGAGACUACAGCUUUACAGACGAGAAUUUUCCAUUUACUCUUGCAAAUGAUACAGACUGAUUUAUAUGAGUAUUUAACUACAGUCAAUGCAAUUAUACCAAAAUCAUAUCUUUCAUUCUGUGAAAGGAGUGGUUAUGUUACUGAACAUGGUGUUGUUUGGAAUCAUCAAGACACACCAGAUGAAGACGUUCAUGGCAUCACCAAACCUGUUCCAAAGAAAAAUCCUGUAAAUUUUAUGGAUCAAUUAUUAGAUAUUAAGAUGCCUGUAUGUGAUGCUUUUUGGCAGCAAUACUUAUAUGGACAAGGCAAUGUAGUGACUAAAUUAUUGAUGCAAAUUAUAAAAACUCAAGCAUCUUCAUCCAUUCGUCAAAAUUAUUCUUUUUUGAAGGAUUUCAAAUCUCAAUUAGGUGAAGAAUUCUUCGAAGAUGUCAUUAAGAUUAAGUUGUUUAAUGAUCAAUUUUCUGUUGGGAAAAUUGAUUUUGAUAUGGAUACAUUACCAUCAGCAUGUGAAUAUAGUUAA
Maudiozyma saulgeensis is the source of this 2892-nucleotide messenger RNA. Lineage: Eukaryota; Fungi; Ascomycota; Saccharomycetes; Saccharomycetales; Saccharomycetaceae. The record is from the annotation of a GenBank genome assembly.